GAACCACCUCUGCUCUGAAGGGGGCAGGCUGGGUGUCUGCAUAUGGAGCGACUGCACGGAGGAGACGCCUCUGAACACUCAAUUUAUACAGACACAGAGCUGUUACACGUCUACAGCUCGAGCAAAGCCUGAUUUCGACAGCGGACGCCGCAGAGAAAGUCCUUCCUGACACCAGCCGCUCCGCGAGAGAAGAGACCCACACCCGCCUCUUCCGUCUCCCGCAGCUCGGGACUCUCUAACGCGGAUAAACGAUGACUUUCCACGCGCGAUUCCCACUCAAAACACCAGAGACUUUCUCGCCCGUGCUUACAGGGCGUGUUUCUUUAAUCUGACAUAGAGGAAAAUGCUUAAAUCCUCUCCUACAUGCCUGGAAUUUUCUGCUGGGAACAGAAAGUGGGCGUUUUUCCCCGCACCGAAGCGCUGGAGGAUUCGUGCGAGUGCCGCAACUUGCAGCAACAUGCAAUAAGUCUCGAUUCAUAAGAUCGCACUGAUUCUGAGGUUACUGAGCGAUAUAAACUGGUCGAAAUGGCACAGGAUAAUGUGUACGACAGCCGCAGUAUUGUGGUGAAGUACAUCCACCAUAAGCUCUGGAAGAAGGGGUACGUGUGGGAAGUGAACGGACUGAUGAUGGGGAGGCAGGAGGACGGCUGCAUCUCUCCCGGCUCCCGUCACGACCCCCGCGGCGCUCUGCAUAAGGUGCUGCGGGAGGCCGGGGACGAACUGGAGCGGCUUUAUCAGUCGGACUUUGCGGAAAUGUCUAAACAGCUGCAUCUCACGUCCAUCACGGCGCAGCAGCGCUUCACCGCGGUCAUAGACGAGCUGUUCAGGGACGGCGUGAACUGGGGCAGAAUCAUCGCUUUUUUCGAGUUUGGAGGGACCGUUUGUGUCGAAUGCGUGAAUAAGGAGAUGACGGCACAUGUGGAUAACAUCGCAGGCUGGAUGACCGAGUAUCUGAACGGGCCGCUGCACAGCUGGAUCCAGGAGAACGGUGGCUGGGAGGCGUUUGUGGAGCUCUACGGCAGGCAGAGGGACUCUGUGUUUCGCAGCUCGUGGUCAUCGAUAGUAACGGUCUUCGGUCUAGCCGCUCUCGGGGCUGUUGGCUUGACCAUAGGAGCCUACCUUGCUCAGAAAUGAGACGCCUUCCCCUUCUCCAGUCGCUUGCCCUCUCUC
Carassius gibelio (silver crucian carp) is the source of this 1170-nucleotide messenger RNA. It is a transcript of the gene bcl2b, whose product is annotated as BCL2 apoptosis regulator b. The transcript is spliced from 2 exons. Lineage: Eukaryota; Metazoa; Chordata; Actinopteri; Cypriniformes; Cyprinidae. Gene Ontology annotation, cellular component: mitochondrial outer membrane. Gene Ontology annotation, biological process: extrinsic apoptotic signaling pathway in absence of ligand; intrinsic apoptotic signaling pathway in response to DNA damage; negative regulation of intrinsic apoptotic signaling pathway. Gene Ontology annotation, molecular function: protein heterodimerization activity; protein homodimerization activity. The coding region runs from base 526 to 1134 and encodes 202 amino acids. The record is from RefSeq and is a predicted model, not a curated record.